AUGAAGUUCUCGUUUAUUUUUACAGCUCUCCUCAUUGUUCUAGCUGAUGCAGAGAAUGCGGAAGGUAUGCGGGAUUGCAGUCGGGAGAGCUAGGGAGGGGUCGGGGCUCAUUCCAUAUUUUAGUCUGAUAUUGGGCAUAUAUUUUUAUCAACCAUUGUGGUCUGAAACGAGCAAUGAGUUUGGUAUGGAUUUUUGGACAAUAAUGCAUAUUUUGACUUUGAUUCCCCUCUUGAAAAUGCGCUUUGAGACUUUUGAUGAAUUUCGAGCACUUUUUAAAUGUCAAGGUAAAUAGACGCAGCUGCUGAGCAGCUGGGAAUAUAUAUCAGAGAACGUGCUGCAUCGGUCUGAUCCUGAAAUAGAAUAGCUAACUUUGGUUCUUGUUCCCGACGCUUUUGUCUCAGAAAUGGGUGAAGUGCACUGGAAACGAGGUUCAAUGAGGUCAAGUGUCAGUUUUGCGUGAAGAAAUCACCACCCGCUGAAAAGUUCCAUUUUCAGUUUCGCAAUGUGGAAAGUACUGUUUGAAGUGGUUUCACACAUUUAAGUAAGUAGACUACUGACACGGGGGGUAUAUCUUGACACAUCAAGAAUCGAUUAAGGAAGGAAAGAACUGAUGUUUCAGAGGAAGUCUUUCAUUGCUAACUCCGUCCUCUCUGGGUUUUUUUAAUAAAAAAUUCCUUAUUUUCUCAUUUUCUCCUUACUUUGUAUCGUCACAGGCAACUAUUUUUCUUGUAUUGCUGGUCUUUAUUCACGUUCAGUUUGUAGCCCAGCCGUUCCACCCAGGUCCACUGAAGUCGCGCGUUACCGGUUUGCGUCCUUUGCACGGAAUAACUUAGUCACUAGAAACUCUCCAUUGCAAAUCAGUUUGUAACGUUUACGAAAUCAUGCCCUAGGCACUUCUCUGAGUGAAAUCACUGCUUACUUCUCUCCACGUGUGCAUCAACAGAGAAUAAGGACUUGAUGGACGCUGAUCUGUUCGAAGGAGACAUUGUACUUGAGCCUGUACAGAGGCUUGCGGUUGACUUAGGAAUAGAGAUACGCGGUAGCAUGGGGAAUCGUCUCUGGCCCAAUGCAAUUGUCCCGUACACCAUUGCUCCAAGUCUGUGUAAGAAAAAUUUUUCAGUGCUUACUAGAGAGCUUUAGACUUGAGGACGAGAACUGAAGUACGAGAUUUAACUUAAAAAAGAGACCUCCAGGAAAACUACAUUUUACUUUUUAUUUUCUCCAAAAAAGUUAGUACGGUUAUUUAUACUGAAGGAGGUUAAACCCUCUCCCGAUAUGGCAAAAUAAUUGAACUUCUUACAUUUGAUAAUUUGUUCCUGCCACAACGACAUUCUCGCUUAAAACGCGUAGUAGAAUGACGACGGCUAUCACGUUUUCCCGCCAAAAUGACGGUGGUUGAGAAGAUCUUGUCCUCGUAGUCGUCCUCGUCUCAGAAUCUAAAGCUCUCCACUAUAUUAGUCAUGCAUACCCAGACGUUCCCCCAUAAACAUGGCGGAGGUCACUGCCCGUCCUAAAUUUUUAACGCACUCCUUAAAACAAAUUAACUGGCACACAGAUAGUUCCCGUCAUUUUACGGGCACGAAACUAUACAUAAAAACCUCCACAAGGACUUGCGACAAGCAAGUCUUGGGUCAAUCAUUUUACCUUUCCGCAUCCAGCCUUAAAACAUGAAAAAUAACCUGGGCUCUUUAAUAGUACCACAGUCCACAAGAUGUAUUAUAUUGUAUGGAGGGUGAAUUAUCACGAAAGUUCGUGCGUGUGAGCAUUUUGGACAACAAGAACUAACUGCAGAGUAAAUUUUAUUGACUUUUUUUUUUGGAAUUUCCUACAAAUUUUAGAAUCUUAUUUUUACACCAUAAAUACACUGUAAUCUUACUGGAUUCUUAUUCUGGUACUGUUAUAGAGCCUGGAUGGGUUACCUGUACUUAAAGCGGGAGCAUGACAUAUAAUCCGAAGGCUUUAUAUCCCUUAAUUAGAAAAAAGAUGAUGCGCACUUAGCUCCCUUGGCACGUAUUAUACUCAUUCUAUAUUUCCUUCCCCACGGACUCAUUCAAGACUUGAUUCUUACUCCAUGCAGAUGUAUGGGCUGAAAUAAUUCGUCUAUGAAUUCUUUGUUCUUCUUUCUAGCUUCGCAGCCAAAAGCAAUGCAGGCAAUUGAGAAUGCCAUGAAUGAAUGGAGUAGUGUAAGUUGUAUCCGGUUCAUUCGCAGGACUACAGAGCAGUCUUACAUUGAGUUCUUUAAGGGAAAAGGGUACGUUAAGUUUUAUCUGUACUGACAGUAAACUUUUUAGGAUUCCUGACUUCACGGACAAGCGUUGACCCGUGAACAUUGUCAGAUUUUGUAAGGGGGCCAACUUUGCCGAUCCCUUGAAAAUGGUCACAUUUUGUUGGGCAAACUAUACUUAACAGUAUCUAGAACAUUGUCUAUCAAAUGUUCUUGAAGUGCUAAGAAAAAAUAUCCGGCUUUUAUUUUCUCUCUAGCUGUUAUUCUAGCCUAGGAAGAACUGGAAAGAAGCAACAACUUAGUUUGGCGGCCGGAUGUUGGGGAAAAAUUACGGUGGCACACGAAAUUGGUAGGUUACUUGCAAGUUAAAUAGCCGUUAGGUCUUGCCUAACAGGCUGAACAGGGACUGUGAAAAGUAUGCGUGGUCGGGCUAGAAAGCUAAAAACGCCCAUGCAGGAACUAUACUCACAAUCCAAACCCAGUUAAGCUACAUGGUUAAUUCGUGUCAUGCAUUCGGAUGGUACACCAUGACAGUUGGAAACUUAGGGCGUCGCCAUUCCAUUGCGAAACAAAGAGACCAGUUUGUAAGGGUCGGUACUGGGUGGGAAGAAGGCAUUUACAAUUGGCGCAUAAAAUGAAAAGUGAAGUAAACAACUCAAGACUUUUUUUUUCUGUUCACAGCACAUGCCCUCGGCUUUGCUCACGAACAGUCACGACCGGAUCGAGAUGAAUACGUCACAAUUAACUUUGAGAACAUCCAGGCAGGUUGGUAACAGUUUGGUAUUUGUAAAGAAAGCGGAAAGAUAUAACUUCACUUUGGACUACUGCAAACGGCUACUAGUGCAGGCAUGUAGCAGGAGAAAAACAAAAAGAAUAAGACCAUAUAAGAUGUCUAUCUCUAAAACCCAAACUUUAUUUAAGGACCUUAAAACCAACCUACGUGCAUAAUAGGGACUUCACAUAGCAUCGACGACGGCAACGGAAGCGAAACCGUCAAUAUUUAAACGAGUUCGCGUUUUCACAAACUUUGUGGCGUUUAUUCCAACUCGCUUAAAAUGUCAAAUUUAAGUCGGAAUUUUUCUGCAGAUGAACUAGUGGGAACCACACCCAAGUUCAGAGGACAAAGAAACGACACACCUCGUCGUGUGUUUACGCGUCCUCCAUAAGUCGCCGUAUAAGGCACUUUCACGUCGUGAUCCUGCAGGAACGGCAAAGAAAGUUAGAAAUGUACAAAAAAAAGUGUGCUGCACGUGCAAAAUUAUUGUUUUGCUUAAUAAACCUAUCCUGACCUAUUCCUUUUUUCGCCAUCUCGUUGCUGUCGCCGUUAGUCGAAUGCUCUCUUAUUUUAUCUUUAGCUAGUUAAGUUCAGUCUUCUUAACUUCCAUUUAUUAUCUGUUUAGUAAUUAAUCAUGAUUUAUGGCCUUUCAGGAAAGCAGCAUAAUUUUAAGAAGUACUCGUCUUCUCAAAUCAAUUCCCUCGAUACCCCAUACGAUUAUGAAAGUGUUAUGCACUAUGGAGCUAAAUACUUCUCAAAGAACAAUCUACCGACAAUUGUGCCUAAGCAGACUGGGGUAAGUAUUAAGUAUUAAGAAAUACAUUCCAAUCAUUUCAGUAUUGACAACAUCUUGAAUUUUUGGGCAUAAGAAAAUAGCAAGAGCGCUGGGAAAGCUAGCCAAAGCAUGUAAAGGUGGAUAACGAUUCGAAUAAUUUGGCCGAUGGAGAACGGAAUGCACAGUCAACCAUUUGCUCUGUUUGUCUUGCGUUCGUGGUUAUUUAAUUCCAUUUAUGUUCAGUCGAAAUGCAAAAUGACCAGUUGUUGGGUAUCAUUUGCAAUUUCCAUAUGACUAUAUGUCUGGCAGGAAAUUAGGGCUGGAGGAUGUUUGCUAAUGCCAGUCUUAAGGAGCCUCUUAGGAACUUGAAGUCAAAUGCUUUUCGCGCCAGAAAACCAUCAAAAUUACUCCUGUACAUUUCUUUUCGUGUAAAAUAUUUAUUCAGACGCGGAUCCACACCGGCUUCCACACUGUUUUACGGAAAUCGGUCUAAUUUUUCAUUAUAAAUAUAUUUUUAGUAAUAAAAAACACUUUCCAAGUUGAGAUCUGGCCCUGGAGGAGCCUGCCCCAGGACCCAAUAGAAGCUUGUGCCUUCGGCGCUUAUUUAGGAAGGGUCAGUAUCUAUCCUAGAUCCGCGCCUGUAUUCAUGCCAUAUGCCGAGAUUUUUAAAAUUUUUUUUACCAGGUAAAGAUUGGUCAACGAAAAUAUCUCAGUGGAAUGGACAUUCUCCAGAUGAACUUACUUUACAAAUGCCGUUAA
Messenger RNA from Porites lobata, 4533 nucleotides. Lineage: Eukaryota; Metazoa; Cnidaria; Anthozoa; Scleractinia; Poritidae. The record is from the annotation of a GenBank genome assembly.